Molecule: messenger RNA, 1368 nt
Organism: Drosophila miranda
Lineage: Eukaryota; Metazoa; Arthropoda; Insecta; Diptera; Drosophilidae
Exons: 2
Coding region: 116-1216 (366 amino acids)
Source: RefSeq, a predicted model, not a curated record
UACUGUUUUGCAGUAUUUUUUAAGCGCAGAGUGAUAGCUUUUCAGCGGCUUCAAUAAACAUUUUUGUAAUUGCGUUCUUCCCACGAAAAGGGCGGCAUUAAUUUUUUGUUUCGCAAUGGGCUCAAACGAUUUAACUUUUGGCGAGGGCAUCGAAUUUGUUCUUAAGAACAUUUCAAUUCAGUCUUCGCAGCGUCAAAGCUUCAAUAAAGACGCCGAAACAAUCCAGAAUGUAUUUCUUCGUGCCAUUUCAGGCCGCGAUCUCGCUUUUAGACGCGCUUUCAGAGGCCUUUCGUUGACUGGCAGCUGUCUGGACGGAUCAAAAAUUUAUUUGCCAGAUGAAUUUGACUUGUUAACCAAAAUGGAUCUGAACUGCACCUUGCAGCCAGUCCCCAAGGCAGGCCACCCAGGCUAUGUACGUCUACGCGUCAGUGGCAGAAACGCACCCACCCACCUGGUCGAUCGGCGUUCGGGCUUCGACUACAUUAGUCGCGAUAAGCUGCAGGCCUGGUUCCGCCAGAACAUAUGCGCGGUAAUGCAAGAGUUGCAGCACAUUCGCUGCCAGAAUGGCCGCGUGUAUGCCCUGAAGUACAUUGCCCUCGGCUACGGCGUGGCUCACACCAUAAUGGCAACCUGUCGCGGCGAUCGCAAGCGCAAAAUCUACUUUGACUUUGUGCCAGCGUUUGAAUUCCAAGCCAGCGAAUGGCCCCAGGAAUUGCCCAACCAUCAACAUGAGAAUCGCACCUGGUUCGCUGUUCCUCGUAGCAUCCGUGGCAGGAAUGCUCGGAAGGAUUCACUGACCUUCAUCGUCUGCGCUCCGUACUGGGAGCGCAUGAAGUUGGAAAAAAAGAAAAACCUGAAGAACACUAUGCGCCUGAUGAAGGCCAUUCGCAGUGCCCAUCAUAUGAAUUCUCUGGUCAGCUACAUGAUCAAGAGCAUUUUUCUGAACUGCGCCGAAUGGAAGUAUAUCACAUGGAACCAAUCUCCCGGACGAAUACUUAUCCGUAUGACCGUACGUAUGAUUUGGAGCCUUUUUAAAAACCGGUUACCAUUUUACUUGGUGCCGGGAUUGAAUAUCUUCGAAACGGUAUCCAAAAGCCAGAAGUCCAACUAUCUGAGAAUUUUUAACCGCAUUAUUUGCACGCUCAUCAAGUGCCGCGAUCGCAAUUGCAUGACCCCAGACGAUAUGGCAUUCUUGUUCGGUAUUCGUUACAACUGAGAUGUCCUGAUGUUCUACUCAUUAACAUAUUUUUUAUACCAAAUUUUUUUUAAAUACUUUUUUUGAGAAUUUCGCAGUAUAUACCUGCCACGCACUGAAGCAUUUGUUGUUUCGUUUUAUCUCAAAUCUGUAAUAAAACUAUGAAAGAAUAA